AAUGGGACAACGUUUAAGCAUACAGGUUCGUCUCAGCGACAGUAUCCAACUGUGAUAGAAGAGCUAUGCACUCAAUUUUCUCUGGCCGAUCUUAGGAAAUCGACAAACAACUUUAACGAAAACCAAAUAAUUGGAAGUGGAGGCCUUGGCACUGUAUACAAAGGCUCUCUUCAAAACAGUAGUGUUACUGAGUCCACAAUUGUAAUCAAGCGAAUAUAUGGGAUCACUGAGAAGGAACUUAAGCAGUUCAAGAACGAAAUCGAGUUGCUCUGCCAGUUUCGCCAUCCAAAUUUGGUCACUCUAUUAGGAUUUUGUGACCACAAAGACGAGAAGAAUAUUGUAUAUGAGUACAUGGCCAAUGGAUCUCUCCAUCAUAGCCUAUAUCGUAGGGAUAUGAAAAUGGAGCCACUAACAUGGAAGCAGAGGCUAAAGAUCUGCAUAGGAGUAGCACAGGGACUACACUACCUUCACACAGGUCUCAAGAGAACAAUUUUUCAUCGUGACAUAACACCUUAUAAAAUUCUUCUGGAUAGCAACAUGGUGGCCAAACUCUCAGACUUCCGACUUUCCUUAACAGGACCACAUUAUGCAUCAAAGCCAGAACCAAAGACAAUAACAAAAGAUGGCUUCACAGGUACACUUGGCUACGUGGCUCCUGAGAUUUCAGAAAACAAUAUAUUAACAGAGAAAAGCGAUGUUUACUCCUUUGGUGUAGUUCUACUAGAAGUGGUAUGCAAAGACAAGCUAAACAGUGUUGAGAAGAGGCAGAAACACCCUGUUGAGGAGAAUAUUGAUCCAAAUAUUGAAGGAAAGAUUGCACCAGAGAGUUGGGAAGUAUUUAUAGACAUCACAGAAAGAUGCUUGAACUUUGAUCCUAAUGAGCGACCAUCAACGGGUGAAGUGGAGAUUCAACUUGAGCUUGCUCUGCCACUGCAGGAAGAAGCGGAUGCAAGAAAUACUUGUGAUGAUUAUACCCUAUUAUCUCUUACCAUUAUUAAUUAG
Vigna unguiculata (cowpea) is the source of this 1002-nucleotide messenger RNA. RefSeq names its product receptor-like protein kinase ANXUR2. Gene Ontology annotation, biological process: protein autophosphorylation. NCBI's taxonomy places the organism in Eukaryota, Viridiplantae, Streptophyta, Magnoliopsida, Fabales, Fabaceae. The record is from RefSeq and is a predicted model, not a curated record. Gene Ontology annotation, cellular component: plasma membrane; plasmodesma. Gene Ontology annotation, molecular function: transmembrane receptor protein tyrosine kinase activity; ATP binding.